GCAGAUCUGUGAGGACUAGAGGAAGAAGAAUGCUCCUGGCUGCUUUGUGCUGUCUGCUGUGGAGUUUCCGAACCUCCACUGGCCAUUUCCCUCGAGCCUGUGCCUCCUCCAAGAGCCUGAUGGAGAAGGAAUGCUGCCCACCAUGGAGUGGUGACGGGAGUCCCUGUGGCCAGCUUUCAGGCAGGGGUGCCUGUCAGGACAUCGUACUAUCCAAUGCCCCAUUCGGGCCUCAGUUCCCCUUCACGGGGGUGGAUGACCGGGAAUCUUGGCCUUCUGUCUUUUACAAUCGGACCUGCCAGUGCUUUGGUAACUUCAUGGGAUUCAACUGUGGAAAUUGCAAGUUUGGCUUUUGGGGACAAAACUGCACAGAGAAGCGACUUUUGGUGAGAAAAAACAUCUUUGAUUUGAGUGUCCCAGAGAAGAACAAAUUUCUUGCCUACCUUACUUUAGCAAAGCAUACUACCAGCCCAGACUAUGUCAUCCCCACAGGUACCUAUGGCCAAAUGAAUAAUGGAUCAACACCCAUGUUUAAUGACAUCAACAUUUAUGAUCUCUUUGUCUGGAUGCAUUAUUAUGUGUCAAGGGACACACUGCUUGGAGGGUCUGAAAUCUGGAAAGACAUUGAUUUUGCUCAUGAAGCCCCAGGUUUCCUGCCUUGGCACAGACUCUUCUUGUUGCUGUGGGAACAAGAAAUCCAGAAGCUGACCGGGGAUGAGAACUUCACUAUUCCAUAUUGGGAUUGGCGAGAUGCUAAAAGCUGUGACAUUUGCACAGAUGAGUACAUGGGAGGGCGCAACCCAGCAAACCCUAACUUACUCAGCCCAGCAUCCUUCUUCUCCUCUUGGCAGAUCGUCUGCACCCGACUGGAGGAGUACAACAGCCGACAGGCUUUAUGCGAUGGAACUCCAGAGGGACCGUUACUGCGCAAUCCUGGGAACCAUGACAAAGCCAGGACCCCAAGACUCCCCUCCUCUGCUGAUGUGGAAUUCUGCCUGAGUCUAACCCAGUAUGAAUCGGAUUCCAUGGAUAAAGCUGCCAAUUUCAGCUUUAGAAAUACACUGGAAGGAUUUGCUAGUCCACUUACUGGGAUAGCAGAUGCCUCUCAAAGCAGUAUGCACAAUGCCUUGCAUAUCUAUAUGAAUGGAACAAUGUCUCAGGUACCGGGAUCUGCCAAUGAUCCCAUUUUUCUUCUUCACCAUGCAUUCGUUGACAGUAUUUUUGAGCAGUGGCUCCGAAGGCACCAUCCUCUUCAAGAAGUUUAUCCAGAAGCCAAUGCUCCUAUUGGACACAACCGGGAAUCCUACAUGGUUCCUUUUAUACCUCUGUACAGAAAUGGUGAUUUCUUUAUUUCAUCCAGAGAUCUGGGCUAUGACUAUAGCAACCUACAAGAAUCAGAACGGGACAUUUUUCAAGAUUACAUUAAGCCCUACUUAGAACAAGCAAGUCGGAUCUGGCCAUGGCUCAUUGGGGCUGCUGUGGUAGGCUGUGUCGUCACUGCUGUGCUAGGAGGGCUCACCAGCCUAUUGUGUCGGCGCAAUAGAAAGCAGCUCCAUGAAGAAAAGCAGCCACUCCUCAUGGAAAAGGAGGAUUACCACAGCUUGUUGUAUCAGACCCAUCUAUAAAAGGCUUGGGUGAUAGAGUAGAGCCAA
This is a messenger RNA of Canis lupus familiaris (dog), 1649 nucleotides long. RefSeq names its product tyrosinase (gene TYR). The record is from RefSeq and is marked provisional. Gene Ontology annotation, biological process: pigmentation; melanin biosynthetic process. Gene Ontology annotation, molecular function: tyrosinase activity. NCBI's taxonomy places the organism in Eukaryota, Metazoa, Chordata, Mammalia, Carnivora, Canidae.